Molecule: messenger RNA, 2162 nt
Organism: Pseudophryne corroboree (corroboree frog)
Lineage: Eukaryota; Metazoa; Chordata; Amphibia; Anura; Myobatrachidae
Gene: RPRML
Product: reprimo like
Exons: 1
Coding region: 222-557 (111 amino acids)
Source: RefSeq, a predicted model, not a curated record
GAUAAAGGAGUUAUUGUGAAUGUUAAGUACCAGCAAUAGUUUACUGCAAUGGACAUUUACAAUUGCUGAGUCUGUCAGCUAUGUGAAUAGAAGAUCAUAUUUAUCCUCUGCUCAGUAUCACCCACUGGAGAUGGAACCUGCAACCUGUAUAUUUUCUAUAUGAUAUCUGUGAAGCCGUGCCUCUAUUUCCUGACUUAGAACUACCUAGAGGUCCUCCAAAUAUGAAUGGGACUUUCUUUAACCAGACCGUCUUAGACCAAGAAGCUUACACCAACUCCUCCCAAGGAAUUGGAUCCUUGAUUGGAUGUUGCAACGGAACUCGGUCUGUCAUCACUAGUGAUGGAGGUUCUCUUGUGCUGAACCCUGACGAGAGAAGCAUGUUCAUAAGCCGAGUGGUACAAAUAGCUGUACUAUGCAUUCUCUCUCUCACUGUCAUAUUUGGUGUAUUUUUCCUGGGCUGCAACUUGCUCAUCAAAUCAGAAAGUAUGAUAAACUUCUUAGUGAAGGACAGGAGGCCUUCCAAAGAUGUGGGGGCAGUGAUUCUGGGGCUCUACUGAGUGAAGAGGUCCGGUACUCAAAGAUUGGGCAAUUACACUAAACUACAACAUUGGACCAUUGCCCUAGACUUACAGCAAGAUGUUAAGCAUGCAAUGAAAAUGUCGCAUGGAGUUUCAUUUGAUCGGGGUCUGCAUGAGAGGGUACGACUGCCAAAAACCCCAGUCUAACUGAAUGUACAUUUUAAGAAAAAAAGAUUUGCUAUGCCUUUGAUUUUUUACUGGAUACCUGUCUCAUCAGUAGCAGAGAUAUCAUCCUGCACUACAGCUCCCCUCUCAUCAGACAGUAACUGUCCUGAAGCUUCACACAGUUAUAGGAUAAAGCAUGCACCUUUUUAUCUGUUUAUGAUUAUAUGAUACAGUAUGUAUCCGAAAAUGCAACAUGUUUCCUCACACAUCCUUUUCUUUGCUCUUACUCAUUUUGUGGAUAAAUUUAAAGCAUGUUUCCAAGGUUGCAAUCCUGUUAUGCAAAGUGUUUUUGUACUAUAUUUAUCGAAUACCAAGCAUGAUUGGGGAUGUGUUUUUGUAUGCAUAGUCACUGGUAAUUUUCUUGCAGUAAUAUGUCAUUUUUGCAUUUUAACACAAUGAAGAUUGCAAAUAAAAUACACUAUUUUUAAUUAUUAUACUUUUUUGUUUGAUAAAACAAAACACUAUAGAACUGAUUAAAAAUGAUCAUAACGUGUUCUUUCUUAGUUGUAAAGGGGUUAAUAAUCCCUUUAAGGGACACAUUAGAAAUAAGAGGCUUAAAUAUAUAAUAAAUAAUUACACGGCAUGAAGAUCUCUGCAAACAGUGAUAAAAUUACCUGAAUCAGUUAUAUUGGUCAGAAAACCCAAGUUUAGAACAUGACAGUAGAAAGAUAAUUAGUCUGCUUGUAGUACAGAUGUGCCCCCCCCCCCUCCCUCAUAGCAUGCAGUUUACUGUGGAAGACAUUUUACUGUAUAUCAAGCAAAUUUUAGUAAAAUGUAAAUGUGCCCGAGAAACUAAUGCUAUGUUUUACGUAUUAGGUGAGAAUAAUUUUUGCCCAUCAGUUUGCCUGUUUUGCAUUCUUCAGUAAACCUACAGUAUGUGUUAAUAUACUACAGCAUCAUUCUGAAAGAAACGCGUGGUAUUCACAGAUGUCUGAAGCAUAAUUAUUUUAUGGCAUAAUCAUUAAUAGGAUAUUUUAGGUAUAUCUAGUUAAGUUUAGGCCAGGGAAUGGGUGGCUAGUUACAAUUUUAAACCUGUAAGUCACACAAAUGAUAAAUACAGUACCCUCUGCUCAGCUGUUUUCUAUGUAGAUCUUGUACCUGCUGCCAGUUCACCUACCUGAGGUUAUAUGUUUUGUACAAUGUUUUUUCUAUGAUGAGCAUUCCAGAAAAGAGUUAACGGGUUAAUCUACCGAGGACUAUUUCCUGAAGGGCUGUAUGCACAGUCUCCAGAAUUUUCUCCAGCAAAGUUCAAUUUUUUACCUCAACAGCUGUAGAUUGCCCAGCGUUUAGUUAAAAGUGAUUUUUGUACAGGUAUGUAUAUACAGCUAUAUGCGUGUUUGCAUACUUUGUGUAUGGUCCAUUGAAGAGCAGUGCUUCAAAUGAAUAGUUUCUAUUAUAAAUAAAAAAAUGAGCAUCCUU